UUGGAGCUCCGGUGAGGAGCCGAAAAGCGGGGAAAAGAGGGCGCGGAGCCGGUAGCACGGCGGGAGAGGACGACGGUGAGGGCACGGGGGCGCCCGGCCGGCCCCAGGAGGCCCGCGGAGCAGCAGUUGCCGCCGCCGGACCGCAGAUAUGGAAGAGAGCGACGGCGUCACCAUGCUGGUGUCAGACAUUGGGGAACCGGAAGCUGUGCUGACGGCCGAAACUGUCAUUAGCUCUUCCCUGGAAAUCGAUGAACAGAGCACAGCUAAAACAGACCCUCUAAUCCAUGUUAUCCAGAAGUUAAGCAAGAUAGUGGAACACGAAAAGUCACAAAAAUGUCUUUUAAUUGGGAGGAAACGCUCACGUUCAAAUGCUGGGACGUGCUCCCCUGAGUCCCUAGAACUCUGUGAGAUUCCAGCUAAGGUAGCCCAGCCUCCUGCUGCAGCUGCUGCUGCGGCUGCUGCAGCGAGAAGGGCCGCGCUGCCCCAGAUGCCCGUGAGCCCCGGCUCCCCCGCCCAGAACGAUGGGAAGGGGAUGUCUUACCAGUGCAGCCUCUGCCAGUUCCUGUCCCCGUCCUUCCCGGUGUUAAAAGACCACAUCAAGCAGCACGGGCAGGAGAACGAAGUGAUCCUGAUGUGCUCCGAGUGCCGCGUCACGUCGAAGAGCCAAGAGGAGCUGGAGGCUCACGUGGCCAAUGACCACGAGGAUGACUCCAGCAGUCAUGGUCAGCCCAGGGCCCAGCUGUGCGCGAGCCCCCCCGAUGCCCUGUGCCCCAGACCCACGGAGAGGAAGAGCAGGGCCACCCCGGACCUCCCCGCGGGCACGAGCAGCCCGCGGACACACGCCGUCCCCGCCACGCCCAAGGCGGACGUGGGGCGGAGGAAGUGGUACGCCUACGAGCAGCACGGCGUGUACCGGUGCCUGUUCUGCAGCUACACGUGCGGGCAGCAGAGGAUGCUGAAGACGCACGCGUGGAAGCACGCCGGGGAGGUGGGCUGUUCCUACCCGGUCUUCGAGGACGAGCGCGAGCCCCUGGGCUUGCUGGGCCCCUCUGCCGCUGCCGCCCCCGGCGGGGUGGACGCUGUGGUCAUCGCCAUCGGCGAGAACGAGCUGAGCAUCCACAACGGGCCGUCGCUGCAGGUGCAGAUCUGCCGCCCGGAGCCACUGCCCUCUGCGUCGGCCCCGGGGCCGGGUGCAGAGGCGGGUGUCGGCCUCGGCCCCGCGGUGGCCCUGGACGCGGGCGAGGAGGACGUGCUCGAGGUGAUUCCCGCCGCGGAGGAGAGCCUGGCGGCCGACAGCCUGCUGUCCUCGGCGCAGAAGAUCAUCAGCAGCAGCCCCCACGAGGAGGGCCACGUGAACGUGAUCGUGGAGCGCCUGCCCAGCGCCGAGGAGCCCGCGGCCCAGAAGCCUUUCCUCGUGAGCGCGGCGGCGGUGGAAGAGGUGGACAGCCCGCCCCUGACGGACGCCCGGACGGGGCCCACCGGGAGAGGUGAGGUCUAUCGCGCCGACCAGUGCACCGUCGACCUCGGGGGGCUGAUCAUAGGCUGGAGCAGCGCAGAGAAGAAGGACGGCGAGUUCCUCCAUCAGGGACGGGCCCCCGAUGAGAACGCCCCGCCGGGCCGGAGGCGGACAGACUCCGAGUCCCUUCGGCUGCACUCGCUGGCGGCAGAGGCCCUGGUCACGAUGCCCGUGCGGGCUGCUGAGCUCACGAGAGCCAGCCUCGGGCCCCACGGGGACGCAGCCCUGCUGGGCUCAGACGCCGGGCAGAGGCAGGCAGACGGCACGUUGGCCGCGUAUUCCAAGAUGAUGUCGCCACUUAAAAACUCUUCCAGCGGAUUAGCCAGUUUUAACCAAAGCAGCUGCCCCUUGGUGGCGCUCCCGGAGGGCAGGCAGGAGCUGUCUGACGGGCAGGUGAAGACGGGCAUCAGCGUGUCCUUGCUCACUGUCAUCGAGAAGCUGAGGGAAAGGACGGACCAGAAUGCUUCGGACGAGGACAUCCUGAAAGAGCUGCAGGACAACGCUCAGUGCCAGCCCGGCGGUGAGGCCGCCCUGCCGGGCGGCGGCGUGGUGGAAUACCUCCCGAACGCUGAGCGGCCCUACCGCUGCCGCCUCUGCCACUAUGCGAGCGGGAACAAGGGCUACAUCAAGCAGCACCUGCGGGUGCACCGGCAGCGGCAGCCCUACCAGUGCCCCAUCUGCGAGCACGUGGCAGACAGCAGCAAGGAGCUGGAGAGCCACACGGUCCACCACUGCAAGGCCCGGCUGUACCCGUGCAGGCGCUGUGCGGAGGCCUUCCACUACAAGAGUCAGCUGAGGAGCCACGAGAGAGAGCGGCACAGCCUCCCCGACUCCUCGUCCACAGCAGCUUCCCCUGAACCGCGGCUUCCCAGGGACGCGGCCGAGGUGAAGUGCACGCAGGAAGAGAACAAGCCCGCGGCCCCGAAGCAGUACCGGUGCGACGUGUGCGACUACACGAGCACGACGCACGUGGGCGUCAGAAACCACCGGCGAACCCACAGCGCCGACAAGCCGUACAGGUGCUCCCUGUGCGGCUACGUGUGCAGCCACCCCCCGUCGCUGAAGUCCCACAUGUGGAAGCACGCGAGCGACCAGAACUACAACUACGAGCAGGUGAACAAGGCCAUCAACGACGCCAUCUCUCAGAGCGGCAGGGUCCUGGGGAAGCCACUUGGAAAGACUCUCUUGAGCAGCAGAGAAGGAAGAGCCGGUCCCCCGCCUGGCAGUCCGGGCAGUGUGUCGCCGCCCUCCGAGCCAGCCCCCCAGGCUGCCGUGGAGAGCGGGGGCCAGAGCCCGGCCCGCCCUGCCUCCUGCGGCCCGGAGAAGAGCGCCGGCGGCGCGGUGCCUCCGGGGGUGGAGUACUGCGUCCUGCUCUUCUGCUGCUGCAUCUGCGGCUUCGAGUCCACGAGCAAAGAGAGCCUGCUGGAGCACAUGAAGGAGCACGAGGGUGAGAUCGUGAACAUCAUCCUGAACAAGGAGCACGGCUCCGCGCUGCCCGCGAGCUAGAGGCCGCGGGCCUUCCUCCCCCGUCUCCCCACCCCCACCCUGCCUGCCAGGCCCAGGAGGUGGCGGCGGGGCCGUGUUCGAGGAAACGGCAGGAAUUACAAGUGGAUAGGUGGUGACUGUAUUUGAAUAUUUUGAGGGAAACUGGCUGGGAAGCAAGCAAGCAAAGGUACAGUCCCGUGUCAACCUUCUGUUACCUCUCGUUGGCUGUAACCGUAGUUAUUGCUGAAAGCUUGUGGUAGCGCAGAGAUGCAAGCAGGAGCGUGAAGAGAGGGUUUUUCAGGAACUGUUCUGAAACCCGUUGUUACGAAAGGGUCACAGUCCCAAGCAGAGCCUGGCUCUCCUCCUCCACUGUGGGGCAGCCAGCUCUGUGGUGCCCCUUCCCGAGGGCAGUGGGCGGUGGCUCUCGGCCGGAGGGCUGCGAGGCCGUGCACCUACGUGUUCCCCCAGGCCGAGAGGAACUCGACAGGUACCCUAGGCAGUACUGCUUUACUCUUUUUUAAAAGGAAAAAAGGAAAGAAGGAAAAGACCUCUAAAUCCAAAGCUAGGUUUGUAAGUAGGCAUUUAAGGAAUAAGUUACUAUCUUAAGCUCGCAGAAAGUUCCUAUGGGCACAGGAAGAAUUAGGGGAACCCACCACACUCAGCCAAACCUGCAGCUUCAUAAAUGUGUGUCCCAGCUCAGGCCAGUCCCUUCCCAGACGUCCUGUUCUCUGUGGGACGGGCCACCCCCCUCUGCUGACCCAGACCGAGCUUUCACCUGAGAGUGUCUGUGCAAGCCGCAAAGUGUGCGGGUUUGCACUUGAGCAUCAGACCUCGGAGAUGGUUUGAUCUCUUAAAAUCGUUUGGGGGAAGAAAUGCUGGGCCCAGAAUCCCCUUUGCAGGGCUGUCCAGCCUUUUGGCGUCUUGGGGCCACACUGGAAGAAGAGUUGUCUUGGGCCACACAUUAAAUACAUUGCAACACGUAAUCACAAAAUAAUCUCAAAUGUUCAAAGUAAAUUUAAAUGAUUUUGUGUUGGGCCAUAUUCACAGCCAUCCUGGGCUGCAUGCGGCCCGUGGGCUACGGGUUGGACACCCCAGAAGGGUUGCUUUGAGAUUUUCCUUUCCUGGAGCUAAUUAACGUAGUUAGCAGAUGAGGUGUGACCAGACAUGGCCAAAAUACUCUGAAAAUUCUGGUGGUUUUAGAACUUUAAUAACAAACGAGCAGCAUUGGCGAGUCUGCAGGGUUUCUCCUCGCUAGGAAGCUCCUCUCUCCCGUGCGUAGGAGGACACGCGGUAGACCCACUGACCUGCUUCGCUUUAAAACGUGCCGUCAAAUAAACGUGACUUCUCCGUAUUCACACAGUUUGUAUGAUAGUGCAUUCUGAGGCCACAGGGUUCUCUGCCGAGGCUUUUGUAGUUUUGUCCGGUGUUCAUGCCUCGUUUUGUUCAAGUCAACUGUGCCCACAAUCCCGGGCGGCCCGCGUGCAGGCCCGCCUCUCGGUGCUGCUCCCAAACCGUGUCCGCAGCCGCAGGGCCCCGCUGCGGCGCCGGCGGCUCUGGAGAUGCGAAGACAGACUCGUUGGAUGUGACGCUCUGGGGGCCCGGGCUAGACGGACGCCCCUCCCCAGAGUCCAGGUGUGCCUGGGCCCGCAUUUCUGGGAUCGCAGUGGGGCCAGGUGUCUGAAACACUGAUUUGUGUUCUUAAUUUCAUUUUCAUGGUGAUUUUUAAGCAAACAGAAUUGAUUGUAACUUUGCAGCUCUUUAGUUUAGGUAGCUAUAAAUUAUUUAUGAAAGUGAAUCCACUUUUGAUACAUGAUUUUUACGAAGAAAGGAGUAUGUAUAGUAAAUUAUAUUCCCCAAGUCCGCUGCGUGUGGAUUUAUAUUCAUUUUGUCCUGUUUUCACAAGGAAAACACUUACAUUUCACUUCAGAUGCAAAUGAAGUAUUUUGAAUGGCCCUGUUAGCACCACCCACCCUGUCGCCACUCAGCCAGCCCUCCACUGCUGGUGGCUGGGACUCAGGGUUUCUUUACAGAAACCCGUGAUUCAGAGAGUCAGCGACCUUAAAAAAUUUUGUUUUAUAAAUUUUCCUUGGCUUUCAUUUUGUGUAAUCAUUUUGGACAAUACUAAUAACCAAAAACAUCCCAAAAUUUUCAACAGGGAAUUUUUUAAUUACUUUUUCCAUUUCCUUGGACCACUUCCGUUGAUUGUUACGUAAGUUUCCCAUCUGGAAUCAUGGAUUUAAAAUUUCCCUGGCUCGUGGGGAAAGAAACUGACGGGAGUUCAAGGUCUUUAAAUGUUCAUGUGGCCUAGAACAUCCUCCAAAGCUUCCCCCUGGCCUUAGGGGGCCACAUCCCGCGGGUUCCCGCACCUCCUGGUGCCCGCUUUGUGGCCAGCCUUGGUGCCACUGCCAGGGGCCAGGGGCCAGGGCGCCUCCCGCAGCGCAGAAGCAGACUGAGCGCGUGACGGCGUCGCAGCCGGGCUGGGCCCGAAGUGACCAGCCAGAGCUCCCUUUCUGGGGGCGCGUCAGGUGUUGGCAGGGGCUUGUGGCCCUGCAAAGCCUGUGCACUUGUUGUCCACUCUGAACCCUGACAGUUCUAAGAGUUGGUAUUGGAGAUAGCUUUUCAAAGACACUUAGGGUCGUGGCAGCGGUGGGGAGGGGGCAGCGGUGGGGAGGGGACAGCGGUGCCCUGGGACCAUCGCGAGCGACACUCAGGUGCGCAGCGCUCCCCUCUUUCUCCAGCGGUCCUGAGCGUAGGCAGUGUCCCGGGCUCCGGAGUGGCAGUGUCCUGCCGUCACUCCAGGCCACCUGGAGACAGUGCAUGGGAGUGACACCCGCCACAGCCUCUGUCCUAGGUCUGUCACCCUGGCCGAGAGCUGUCGUCCUGUCGUUCUCUGUCUCCUGCACGAGGGGGUGGGCACCCGUGUCUGCCUGGCGUCUCCUGCUGGGGAGGAGCUGCCCGAGGACACGCAGGCUGCUCUGUGGAGACACAGUCUGUUUUUCGUUUUCAUAGACACUUAUUUAAUCUUUUUUUUUUUUUAACUGUACAGCAAGGUGCUCUAAGUAAUAUUCUAUAAAGUAUAUUUAAUAGAAUUUUGAGUUUGCUACCCAUGGACACGAAUACAUGUAUUUUUUUAAGAAAUGAGUAUUGUGUAACACUAUGGCAUUGUUUCCUUCUAUAGCCAAAGUCUGAAACUCUCUGGAACACUGACCUAUAAAGACGACAGUUCUGCACGGCGUCCUGUUAAAAACAGGAUGACUGGCAUUUUGUAAAACUGCCCUGCACAGCGAGCUGCAUGCCUUAACGCCUCCCUCUCCGCGAUGGUGUCCCGGCAGACCGGCUCGCCUGCCCCGCCGCGCGGCGAGCCCUGCCGCGCUUCAACUACCUUUGGAGAUACUGUACAAUGUUAGAGUAAUUUAUUUUGCUUUAUAGGAGUUUGUCAUGUAUUGACUUUAAUAUUGUA
Molecule: messenger RNA, 6461 nt
Organism: Phyllostomus hastatus (greater spear-nosed bat)
Lineage: Eukaryota; Metazoa; Chordata; Mammalia; Chiroptera; Phyllostomidae
Gene: ZNF507
Product: zinc finger protein 507
Exons: 6
Coding region: 149-3022 (957 amino acids)
Biological process (GO): regulation of gene expression
Cellular component (GO): nucleus
Source: RefSeq, a predicted model, not a curated record